Molecule: messenger RNA, 750 nt
Organism: Saprolegnia parasitica CBS 223.65
Lineage: Eukaryota; Oomycota; Saprolegniomycetes; Saprolegniales; Saprolegniaceae
Exons: 1
Coding region: 1-750 (249 amino acids)
Source: RefSeq, a predicted model, not a curated record
AUGAACACGGUCCUGCGCUGCCACGCGCUGCUUUGCGAGAUCACUGCGUUCCAGCACGGCCUUUUGUUCGACCUGCGCCCGCUCUACCGCGAGUGGACGACGAUGACCGAUCGAUUCGGCAACAUUGUGUCGCUACCGCCUCGGUACCUUCCAUACGCCAUCGCCCGCGAGGUGGCGGCGCACCCGCCCAUCUACACGAGCUUCUACUACCUCGGCUUGGACACGCGGCGGCCAGACCCGCGCUUCCUCGUCUUUAUGGCCGUCGUCAUGGGCGACCUCGACAAUAUGCUGCGAUGGCUGCGCUGCAUGGACGCGCCGCCAUCGCGUCUUCUCGAGCUCGCCGUGCGCCAUGGCCACCUGCACAUUCUUGCGCAUCUGCAUGGUCGUCGCCUCUGUGAGGCGUCGUCUGUGGCGCACAUCGCUUUGCUGGACAUUGCCGCCGCGAACGGCCAUGUGGCGAUCGUCGACUACCUCCAUCGCCAUGCGCUGGGCACUUGCAGCGUCGAGGCGAUGGACGCUGCAGCGACACACGGUCACCUCGACGUUGUGCGCUACCUGAGUUUGCACCGGCACGAAGCGUGCACGGUCGCGGCCUUUGAAGGCGCUGCGUGUCGAGGCCACGUCCACAUCGUCCAGUACCUCUUGCUGUUCUAUCCCAUCCGGCCUCCUCGGUUUGCGUGGGACGUGGCGUGCGCCAACGGCCAUGACGACGUCGCCGAGCUACUGCGCCCGUACAUGUCGCUUCCGUAG